AACACAACCACAGAUUUAGAUAAAUUUGAGAGACUUAGGUCCUGGUUCUUUUCAAUUUUAUUACUAACUUCAAGUGUCACUUUAGGCAAGUUACUUCAUCUCCUGGGGUCUGUCCCCAGUCUUUAAACUGCGGGGCUGAGGCCAAGUGUUUUGUUACAGCUCUAAUUAUGUAAAAGUGCAAAAAGAAGGACUGCGGUGACAUAACUGUGGUAUAAAAGGUUGUGGGUAGUGGGAUGAGAGGGCACAGCUUAAUGUAAAAAGGAGGACUCAUUUUUUUUCUUUUUCUUUGUUUUCCAGGUUAUAUUUCACACUAUGUGCUGACUGUAUCUACAGAAAAUAUUUAAAAAAAGAUAAACUUUUUUCAAAGAUUUUUGAUUCCAGUGGAAUCUUUGCUUUAGAUAUUUGUGUGUGUGCGCGUGUGUGUUAGUGAAUUGUAACUCCAGAAGCAAUGCCUGUACAAGCUCCACAGUGGACGGAUUUCCUUUCCUGCCCGAUUUGCACUCAGACUUUCGACGAAACAAUUCGAAAGCCCAUCAGUUUGGGUUGUGGCCAUACUGUCUGCAAGAUGUGCCUGAAUAAACUCCACCGCAAGGCUUGCCCCUUCGACCAGACCACUAUCAAUACAGACAUCGAGCUCCUCCCGGUGAACUCGGCAUUGCUGCAGCUAGUGGGUGCUCAGGUCCCUGAGCAGCCGCCCAUCACUCUGUGUAGUGGGGUGGAAGAUACAAAGCAUUAUGAGGAAGCCAAGAAGUGUGUAGAAGAAUUAGCAUUGUACCUGAAACCACUCAGCAGUGCUAGAGGAGUGGGUCUGAACAGCACGACUCAGAGUGUCCUGAGCCGCCCGAUGCAGAGGAAGCUGGUGACGCUGGUCCACUGCCAGCUCGUGGAAGAAGAGGGCAGGAUUCGUGCCAUGCGGGCAGCCCGGUCUUUGGGCGAACGGACAGUCACAGAGCUCAUCCUCCAGCACCAGAACCCUCAACAGCUCUCUUCCAAUCUUUGGGCGGCAGUCAGGGCCCGCGGCUGCCAGUUCCUUGGACCAGCAAUGCAGGAGGAAGCUCUGAAGCUGGUUCUCCUGGCCUUAGAAGAUGGUUCUGCUCUAUCCAGAAAAGUACUGGUUCUCUUUGUGGUGCAAAGGUUGGAGCCUCGGUUCCCGCAAGCCUCCAAAACUAGCAUUGGGCAUGUUGUCCAGCUCCUUUAUCGAGCCUCCUGCUUCAAGGUCACCAAGCGCGACGAAGACUCUUCUCUGAUGCAGCUGAAGGAAGAAUUCAGAACCUACGAAGCGCUGCGGCGAGAGCACGACUCCCAGAUCGUGCAGAUAGCGAUGGAGGCGGGCCUGCGCAUCGCGCCGGACCAGUGGUCCUCGCUGCUGUACGGAGACCAGACCCACAAGUCUCACAUGCAGUCCAUCAUUGACAAGUUGCAGACUCCAGCCUCUUUUGCACAAAGUGUUCAGGAACUAACGAUUGCUCUCCAGCGGACUGGAGAUCCAGCAAACUUGAACCGCCUGCGGCCCCAUUUGGAGCUACUGGCGAACAUCGACCCUAGUCCAGAUGCUCCUCCUCCUACUUGGGAGCAGCUGGAAAACGGGCUGGUCGCCGUGCGCACGGUGGUACACGGGCUGGUGGAUUACAUCCAGAACCACAGCAAGAAAGGAGCCGACCAGCAGCAGCCUCCGCAGCAUAGCAAAUACAAAACGUACAUGUGUCGAGACAUGAAGCAGAGAGGAGGAUGCCCUCGCGGGGCCAGCUGUACAUUUGCACACUCCCAGGAGGAACUGGAAAAAUUCCGUAAGAUGAACAAACGCCUAGUUCCCAGAAGACCCCUGAGCGCCUCUUUGGGCCAGCUGAACGAGGUGGGCCUGCCUGCAGCGGCCGUCCUCCCAGACGACGGCACCGUGGAUCUGCCCGGCAGAAAGCCCCCCGCUCUGCCCAACGGGAUUGUGUCAGCAGGGAACACGGUCACGCAGCUGAUCCCACGAGGGACCGACCCCAGCUACGACUCCAGUCUGAAACCAGGGAAGAUGGAUCAUCUGAGCAGCAGCGCCCCCGGAUCCCCUCCUGACCUGCUGGAAUCGGUCCCUAAGAGCAUCCCUGCCCUAGCUGUGAAUCCGCAUCCUGUACCUCCACGGGGCCUGACAGACCUGCCUCCCAUGCCCGUCACCAAGCCGCUCCAGAUGGUGCCGCGGGGCUCCCAGCCGUACCCCGCGCAGCAGGCCGAUGUCUACUAUCCGGACCCUCGGGGAGCAGCUCCGCCCUUCGAGCCCGCGCCCUAUCAGCAGGGAAUGUACUACCCUGCGCCGCAGUGCGUGUCCCGCUUCGUGCGGCCUCCGCCGUCUGCUCCUGAGCCCGCACCUCCCUACCUGGAUCAUUACCCGCCCUACCUCCCGGACCGCGUCAUAAACCCUCCGUACGGCACACAGCCGCACCAGUACCCGCCCAUGUACCCGCCGCACUGCGAUGGCCGUCGAGUGUACCCUGCUCAGUCUUACCCCAGAGAGGAGAUCUUCCGGGAAAGCUCCAUUGAGAUUCCGCCUCCGGCAGUACCGUCCUACGUGCCCGAGUCCAGAGAGAGGUACCAGCAGGUGGAGGGCUACUACCCGGUGGCUCCUCACCCGGCGCAGAUCAGACCUUCGUACAUCAGAGAGACGCCCUACAGCCGGCUCCCUCCCCCGCCCCAGCCCCACCCCAGCCUGGACGAGCUGCACCGGAGACGGAAGGAAAUAAUGGCGCAGCUGGAGGAAAGGAAGGUUAUCUCCCCUCCGCCGUUUGCGCCCUCACCCACGCUGCCCCCGCCCUUCCACCCAGAGGAAUUUUUGGAUGAAGACUUGAAGGCUGGGAAAUACAAAGGAAAUGAUUAUAGCCAGUACUCUCCCUGGUCAUGUGACACCAUCGGCUCCUACAUUGGAACCAAAGAUGCAAAACCCAAAGACGCUGUGGCAGCAGGGAGUGCGGAAAUGAUGAACGUGGAGAGUAAAGGCGUGCGAGACCAGCGGCUGGACCACCAGAGAAGAGCCACCGAAACCAGUGACGACGACCUCAUCCCGUUUGGAGACCGGCCGACAGUCUCGCGGUUUGGUGCCAUCUCGCGAACCUCCAAAACGAUAUACCAGGGUGCUGGCCCGUUGCAGGCGAUGGCACCUCAGGGAGCUCCCACAAAAUCUAUGAACAUGUCAGACUACAGCCCGUACGGAGCCCACGGCGGCUGGGGCGGCUCCCCGUACUCCCCGCACCAGAGCGCGGCGCCGCAGGCACACUUCGGUGAGAGGGAGAGGGCGUCCACGUCCGAAGCGGCCAGCCACGGAAAGCCCCUUCCGCCCGCUGACAGGGAGCAGCUGCGCCUGGAACUGCAGCAGCUGAACCACCAGAUCAGCCGGCAGACCCAGCUGCGCGGACCGGAGAGGGAGGCGAGCACCCUGGCAAGCCAGCCGCAGGCCCCGCCAGCACCGCCGAAGUGGCCUGGCAUGAUCUCGAGUGAGCAGCUGAGCCUGGAACUGCACCAGGUGGAGCGGGAAAUCGGGAAGAGAACCCGGGAGCUGAGCCUGGAGAACCAGUGUUCUCUGGACAUGAAAAGCAAAUUGAAUACAAGUAAGCAAGCAGAAAAUGGACAGCCGGAACCCCAAAAUAAGGUUCCAGCUGAGGACCUUACAUUGACAUUCAGUGAUGUACCCAAUGGAUCGGCCUUGACACAAGAGAAUAUCGGCCUCCUGUCAAACCAGACCAGCUCUCUGAACCUGUCGGAGGACCCCGAGGGAGGAGGGGACAACAGCGACUCCCAGAGGCCAGGGGUCGCGCCCAGCCCUGCUCCCUGAAGCAGGAAGAGCCGCACUCUCGCCUCUCCCGGAGGAAGAACACUUCUCCGGAAGGAAGACGGAACUGCGACCCCUGCGCGCGCCCGCCCUCUGGGAGCGGCCGGAGGAUGCGCCGGAGCGCAGCGGCUGCGGCAGCCUUGUGCGCAGACCCCACUGCUCCUGGCCGGCCCUGCGCAUCGCUCACACCAGUGCAUUUUUUAAUUUAAAAAAAGAAAAGAGAAAAAGAAAAUUAGCAGUAUCUGCAAGCAAUUCAGAUUAAAUUUGUUUUUGUUCUGUGAAUGAACUUUAUUUUAAUAACUUUGGACGCCUUGGAUCCAGGGCUUUAAAAAAAAAGAAGAUAUUAUAUAUACACUCUGUUUGAUUAAUUGUAUGAUCUUAAUGAAGUAGGCUUUUCUUGUAUUUUGGUAUUAUUACAUACCCAGUGUAUAAUUCCUGCCCCGCAGUCCUUUCCCAGUCUCUCAACCCCGUAAGUUAAAACAGACAAAAAGCCCCGGCCUUUCUGAGAAGUCCGUGGUGCCGGGCGGACAGACAGACAGACAGCCGCAGACUGGCCGUUGGAAAAUGUGCAGCGGACCGGGUUUUCUGGGCGAGCUGCUCUUCGGAAGCCGCCACGGUCCUUCCCUCUCGGGGGCGCCCCUCCCGUGUCGUGGGCGUGUGUUCCCGUGUCAGUGAGACCGUGUCGUCGUCGUUGUUCCGGGGUGUUCCGGCAGUUCUUGUUUUUGUUUUUAGCUUGUCAGAUAGUUACUGACUUUUGUGAGUCCUUGUUUUCCAUAGAACGGAUCCUUUUCACACACUUGGCGGCAGCCCAGCCAGUGCCGGUGUCCCCGAUCAUUAGUCGGACUCCAGCAGUGGGGACUCUUUAGAGACGGACCGUAACCGGUCAGCCCUGAAGAUACACGCCCAGGGCAUCCCCUCUGUCGAGCUGAUGGCUGGGACCGUUGAUCUGUGCUUUUCCAAACUGGACUUUGGCCGAAAUGGUAGAAUGUUAAAAACCCAGGACAGUCGGCACUUGAUUUGAGCUUAACAGGGACAGAGCCGCAUUAUUUCACUGGAUGCUUUUGCUUUACUCUCAAAACCCAAAAGUCUGGAAUAGCAUCUCUCCGCAGUGGCACCCCGGCUUUCAGAGAGGUUUGCCUGGAUCUCGAGGAUGGUCUGUGAGCCGAUGAGUCGUUGCUGUCCGGAAUCAUUAGCGCAGGAAGGCAGUAAGUACCAAGAAGCCGGGGUCUAGAGACUUGGCUUUGCGGUACUGAAAAGGUUCUUCGUGACAGUGUUGAACAGAAUACAGAAGGACUUCCGUUAUUUGGCUCCACUGCACAUAUUCUGACGGCGCGUCUGUGCUGAGCUGAGACCCUACCCGACCCGCUCAGUGGGGACCCCUCGCUGUGGCUGUCCUCCCACCCCUCUGUGUGCCCGAGGUUUUCCGAUUCCCCUUUCUGGGUUAACUACUAAAAACAGAAAGCACUGGUUAUGUAAUAAGUUACUGCAUUGCUUUGGUUGGGUAAAAGCAAGAGUUUGUAUUUUUCUUGUUUCUUAUUUUCUUAACCCUCAACUCUUGCUGAGGUCCUCACCGCCUCAGUCUAAGCUCUGUGUCCAUCAUACUGUUCGCCGAAACAGCCCGGGGGGGCGGGGGGAGGGGGGGCAGUCCUGCCAUUGCCUACCAGUAGGAGAGUCCAAACCGAACACUCUUUUGAGUAGCGAUUAUUUAAUUUGCCCAGUCAAGGCACCGCGUUUAUAUACUAUUUCACAUUGAAUUUGAUUAUGCCCUGCAGACCUGGCUGGUCAAGGAUUUGAUAUACACAUAUUGGCUUGGGAUUCGAGCUUUCUUUUUUAUUUAAAUAAAAAUUUAUAUAUAUUAUAUAUAUACACAUAUACAUAGCUAUAUCUGUAUAUAUAUUGGGUAUGUUUUAAGGAUUUUUUCGCAUGAGCGCAGCUGUUGCGAUAAAAUGACUGAUUGGGAGGUAGAAGCACUGAAUAAAGAUGAGGCGUUUUUCUUUGGAAUCCAUAUUUUCCUGCUUUGUCAGUACACUUGCUUUUUUGUUUCUGUUUGUUUUGCUUAAAACCCUUUUAUAUUGACUCUUUAAGUGCUUAUUGUGUGUUUUUUUGUGGGGGAGAAGGAGCAGAGGUGUGUCCAACAGGGUCCCAGGAGUCUCCGCCCCUCCGUGCCACAGGGGGGCCACGCCCCCGGCCCCCGGCCCCCGGCCCCCAGCCUUGUGCGGGCGGAGUCCGCACGGCUCCCUUCUCCUCUGGACGGUCGGGCGACUCCGGACUUUUAGAAGCAGUCGGUUCCCUUUGGAACCCAAAAUGAUUUUAGUAUUGGAAGGAAGCUUGUGGGCCUUGAUUUUGUUCAAGUUC
Messenger RNA from Phyllostomus discolor (pale spear-nosed bat), 6160 nucleotides. It is a transcript of the gene RC3H1, whose product is annotated as ring finger and CCCH-type domains 1. The coding region runs from base 449 to 3808 and encodes 1119 amino acids. The record is from RefSeq and is a predicted model, not a curated record. The transcript is spliced from 19 exons. Gene Ontology annotation, molecular function: metal ion binding. Lineage: Eukaryota; Metazoa; Chordata; Mammalia; Chiroptera; Phyllostomidae.